GAAUGGACAUCGACAUGACGCGGACUACGCCAACAGGGUCCUAAUCCUGAAGAAAACGCUGUACAAUGCAGGAUCAGGCGUUAUUCAGUCAAUAUCACUGGGGAGUCGUCGAGAGGUCUAUAUGGAGGAACAAACAUGUCAGAUAUGGCAUUGCAGCUCCAGGAAGGUCACAUCGACAGACUGAAGCUGAAGCAACAGGAAGCAUACUUGGGACCAAGGGCAAGUAGACAGUCUUGUGCCAACCCUAGUUGCGAACUAGACCUGUCGGCGACUUCAAUAAAAAUUUGACACACGACCUUCAGAAUCGGAUCCAUUCAUGAACCAGCAGACGAUAAGAAGGGACAUGCUCCUCAUGCGUUGCUCUAUCCAUGCGAUGCACAAGGUUGCCUUUGACCUGUCUACAACUCCAGUCUUCAUCUUCUUUCACCAGCGUGUCGCCGACUUGUCUUCCUUGCUCAGUGUCUCUUUUAUGAAUAUACCGCCUUCUUUAGACAUCAUCAAUGACUUGCGCGCUAGAACGGAAUCAGCUUAUCUGGGGGAGUGGAGCACACCAAAUGGCGCUUUCGACAUUUGGACAUUGGUUUUUGUCAAUGACUCUUUUGAUUUCAAUAGAUUGAUUCGUGAUCUGCUUAUCCAUUCAGCAUUUGAGCCUAAAGCAGCGAAACUGACGCCGCAUAACAUAAAUUCAAGAAAAGACUUCGCCCUCGGCCUCCCAUAUCUUUCACAAUGGCUCAUUUGCGUACACAGGGACUUGACAAGGCCCGUUCAGUUACGUUCAGUUAUAUUGCCAUUGGUAUCUUUAUCUCUUCCUUCUUUUUUUUUUUCUUGCAGCGGUUUGUUGCUUACACAUGUUCACUCCGCGAUAUAUAGUCCUAACGCAGUUUAAUACGUCUUUUUCUUUUUUUUCCUCCUUGUUGAUUCCAUUCCUGAAAACUAUCCUUUUUCUGCGUCCCCCCCCC
Molecule: messenger RNA, 959 nt
Organism: Gamsiella multidivaricata
Lineage: Eukaryota; Fungi; Mortierellomycota; Mortierellomycetes; Mortierellales; Mortierellaceae
Exons: 1
Coding region: 317-886 (189 amino acids)
Source: RefSeq, a predicted model, not a curated record